UUGAUUUCACAUGUAUUUUAUUUACUGUGUAUUAUAGAAAAUCUUACGAUUUCUACUGCGACUACUGUGCGUGUAGAUGGUGGAUUAUUUUUGUGUACGAAACAAAAAAACAUACGCUUGUUUGAAUAUACAUACAUACACACAAUGCUAACUUUAGAUUUAGACGUGUAUUACCUGAUUAAUAAUAAUAGACGCCCGUUUAAUUUCCAAUCAUUACAAAAAUAGAAUAUACUGCUUAGAUUUGUUAUAUAUAUAAAUUUUUUGUCUUAUGCUAAUAUCGUAGCUUCCUUCAUUACCUGAUUAUUCUAACCAAAAUAGCUACUAAGUAACGAUUCUAAGUGUAAAAGGUGCAUUAUUUCAUAAUACAUUACAGACAUAUCCACUACUAAUUAGAUCACAUCGAAGACUCAGAAAUUGUUAUGGUUUCUCUUAGACGACUUCACUUCUUGCGUUACUUCACCUAGUUUGUAUUGUGUCUUGUGCGAGAAAAGAUGGAAAAUUAUUUAAGCGACUUGGAGAAGGGAAUAGUUUUUCCAGACACUAUUGCAAGUGAUUUAGUUGAUCGAGUAUCUGAUCGAAUAGGAUAUUUAAUUCAUAACCUAAGCUGUGUGCUAGCUGUUGUAAUGUCGUUUUUACUUGGAUUUGAAUACGAUAAAGUUUGGAAUAAAGUUAAAUUAAAAAUAGAUGAUAAGGGCAUAUUAAGAAUAUCCGUUUUAGUCGUUUUAUUUAUUCUUCUACCAGCGCUUUUAAUAUUUAUCUUGUUGAGUUUGAUUUAUAAGAACUUAUGUUCUAUGAUUAUUAAAGGAAAAGAUGAACAUUUUGUAUCAUUUCUUGAAAGUUUUGACGUGUUUUGGAGUUUAGAUGACGCUAACAAAAACGUCAUUGAGGUUCUUGGUUUUAUAGAAGCCGACUCUCCAGAUGCAUUAAUUUUGAACAUAAGAGAGAGACUCAAUCAUUUAGUAGGCAAUGCAGCAGUAGAAAAGAUAUUUUAUAGACGUCUUGAACAGUUUGGGUUCUACUACUGGCAAAGACCCGACACUGUUGAUGUUUCACAAUAUGUGAAGAUACUUAAGAUUUCCAAUACAAGCGGGCUUAGUAAACGCGAUUUAGAAACCAUCAUGACUCAAUUAUCUGAAGAUGCUUUGCCAUACGAUGGUGAAGGUCUCUUUGAAAUACUGGUAGCCGAUAUUCAAAUAAUAGAAGAAGCAUUUUUAAAUAACUACGCGAUAAUGUUUAGGAUACAUCAUUCAGUUGGUGAUGGCAUCGCUUUGAUAGAGUUUUUAUGUAAAAUUUUGGCUGAUGAAAGUGACAUAAAUUUAUUCAAACCUCCAGAAGUUUGCAACCUGAUCGAAGAGAAUUUAGCAAAAGAUUUAGUAGAUUUGUUGAGCAAACUCAAGGAGAUAAUCAUGUGCACAGUAGACGGAGUAAUACGAAAACCUGACCUUAAUUCAUUGCAUGGGCCGAAACUUGAGGGCAAGAAACAUUUUAAGUGGAUUGAUACCAAUUAUAACCUACUGGAUAUGAUAGAGGAAAUUAAAGAAUCCCAGAGUGGUUUAAACUUUACAGAUAUAUUAGCAACUGCAUUAUCCUCUGGAUUACGAGACUAUUUUUCGCAGACUAUGCUUUACGUGCCGGAUGAUGUAGCAGUAAUAAUUCCCAUAAGAUUGAGUGAAUCUGAUAGGAUAUUGAAGAACAAUUUUACAGUUACCAUACUGCCACUACCAUUGACAGGUGAUUUAAACAUCAUCAACCAAAGUUGUAAUACGCUGCGCAAGAGUCUGGACCCUUUAACGAAUCAUUAUCUUUUAAAAUUGUGUAACAUUUUCCCGAAAUGUAUUCUGGAGCCAGUUUUCAAUAGUAACCAGGCGACGAUGGUUUUUAGCAACAUUCCUGGUCCAAAAAGUUUGAGCAUAUGUGGCUGCGCGAUGCAAUCCAUGGUAUUCUUUGUACCAAAUAAGGGAACCACCGGUGUGGGAAUAACUGCACUCUGUUAUGGCGGCGUUCUAAGAUUUGCCAUAAUGGCUGACUCCGCACUUCUGUCAAAUCCUGAAGAUUUGUCCAUAAUAAUAAAUGGGAUGGUGCAAAAAAUUGGAUCAUUACACAAAGACUACGUAAUGACAUAAAUAUUUAGUUACCAUUUUGCUAUGCAAUAGCUUCUCAGUUAAAGAUAUGGAGAAAGCCAGAAAUACCAUAAAAAGCUACUACAUUAAAAUUACCCUGUUAUAUUAUAUUUCUAAAUUGGAUAUCACUUAAUUUUUUUUUUAUAUUACAACAAUGGGAUAUUGAUGUUAUACCUACUGAUAUUAUCUGAAUUAUUAUUUUAGCAUUUCACUACUGGAUUUUAUGUUUUAUAAAAACCAA
Pieris napi is the source of this 2361-nucleotide messenger RNA. RefSeq lists its product as uncharacterized. Gene Ontology annotation, cellular component: plasma membrane. Bases 492 to 2123 code for a protein of 543 amino acids. NCBI's taxonomy places the organism in Eukaryota, Metazoa, Arthropoda, Insecta, Lepidoptera, Pieridae. The record is from RefSeq and is a predicted model, not a curated record. Gene Ontology annotation, molecular function: diacylglycerol O-acyltransferase activity; long-chain-alcohol O-fatty-acyltransferase activity. Gene Ontology annotation, biological process: triglyceride biosynthetic process. The transcript is spliced from 6 exons.